AGCCAAACCCAAACACUGCGGAGCUGCUCCAAGAGGAUGUGCGUAUGCAGUCCUGAGAGCUUGAUCAGUGUGUGCACGAACAACACGUCCCUGGUGAAGACCAUGAAGCCCAAGUCUCUCUGUCUCCCGCGGCUUGGCCUCUUUGAGGACGGCAGAUACAGGCGGCAGGUUGAUACCGGCGCACCGGAGCAGAAUCAGAGAGAGAAACCCAGAGAUCUGCACUUCACUUUACUGUCAGAGAGAUCUCAAUACGAGCCUUUAGUGGAAGAUGACAGCCAACACAAACUAAAGGAGGAAAAGAAAGCAAAAAAGAAAGAAAAGUAUAAAAAAUACAGAAAGAACGUAGGAAAGGCUCUUCGCUACAGUUGGAAAUGUCUCAUGUUGGGUCUGCAGAACUUCACUGUGGGAUAUUCCACUCCUCUUUCUGCUGCAUCUUCAAUUGUCCCAGAUUUCCAUCCGGGAGGAGCCUGGGGUUGAGACAAUCUGUGACCAGCAUUUGUAAUGGACCAUUUAAUCCUGCAUGUCCAAAUGCUUAUUUAAAAAUGGACAAUACAUAUGCCCUGGCCAUGCUUUACCUGUCAUGUAAAUUGUUCAAUUGUUGUACAUAUCUUCUCUUUAAAUUUGUGUUAAAGUGGAGUAUUCAUCUUGCAUUAGUGAUAUACAACUAUAAGAAAAACGUGGAUCUCCUUUUACUCUCAGAUCUAUCUGUAUAUAUUUUGCUUCGAUUGAAAGAAUUUAUAUGAAUUUCUGUACUGAAGUAAUAAAAUGUUUUUGUAUUUUAAAACUAUAAAUUAUUUCAUGCAUAGCUUGCAAUUUUUCUCUUUCACUGUUCAGCAAGUUGCAAGUGAUAUGGUCACCUGAAUUCAUGCUGCAUGUAAUGAUGACAGAGGUGAAAGUGAUUUAGACUUUAACUGGAAGAGAUAUGUGUUUAUGCUCUGUAAAGUGAAUGAAAUUCCCUCUAUAAGGUUUUAUUUGAUGGACAAAAGAUAGGAUUUGCUUGACUUAAGGAAGCUGAAUGCUCUUAGAGAGGAAAGUAGGUGUUUUCAAAUGGUAUUAGGGGCAAGAGCCUUAAAGACAAAGGAUGGGAUUAUGAGAAACCACAACAGGAAAAGACAGUCUGGCAUAGGGCAGAGAAAAGGCUGUGCCUUGACUUGUUUAAUAGGGUUAGUGAAACGGAGUAUCUGUCAAACUUGUAACACCUGUUUAAAAUGAAAUGUGAUGGAAAAACCUUAAUAAAUGAAAAUUCUGAAUUGGA
Messenger RNA from Carassius gibelio (silver crucian carp), 1255 nucleotides. RefSeq lists its product as uncharacterized. The coding region runs from base 37 to 477 and encodes 146 amino acids. NCBI's taxonomy places the organism in Eukaryota, Metazoa, Chordata, Actinopteri, Cypriniformes, Cyprinidae. The record is from RefSeq and is a predicted model, not a curated record. The transcript has 2 exons.